Molecule: messenger RNA, 1681 nt
Organism: Nematostella vectensis (starlet sea anemone)
Lineage: Eukaryota; Metazoa; Cnidaria; Anthozoa; Actiniaria; Edwardsiidae
Product: nudix hydrolase 20, chloroplastic
Exons: 8
Coding region: 570-1634 (354 amino acids)
Molecular function (GO): 8-oxo-dGDP phosphatase activity
Source: RefSeq, a predicted model, not a curated record
UUCUAUGUUUCAAAAAAUAUCAACCUCAGACAAAAUUAUCAACCGUCAGACAAAACUAUACCGAGUUUGGGUUAACAGAGUUAGUCACGUCAAAACUAGUAUCAUCGCCUGUUGAGUGACGCGGUUGGAUUUUCCCGCUUGAAGACGUCAGCAAAAAGUAAUUGUAUGUCUUAUCAACGUCUGUUCGAUUGCCCCAAUCAACCAGAAACGCAAACCGACAUUUUGUCGAAUGCAUGAUAAAAUGCGAUGAUCAGUAAACGUGAAAAAUGUCACCGAUUUGUGAUAUCUAAUCAAGAAUCGUCGGAUAUUUGGGUCAAGAAAUACGGAAAACUCUUGUUUGCUUUCAAAGCAUCGCACCAAUUCGAUUGGCUCGCGCUUAUGAAAAACGCAACAGAUUGGUAAAUGUGCUGGUAAAAUAUUGACUUUUCGUAUUCGCGUAAUUACCGCAAAGGAGAAGAUAUAUUGAAUUGAAUUCCCAGCUAAACCACACAAGCAUUAAUUACUGGUACACUUGAAAACAAGAUUGUCGACCGCCUACUCUGGAUAGGAAAGACUUCCAUUUCCAAACCAUGGAAGUAAAACGCUUGAGGAACCUUAAAAGAAAAGACCAUGUCGACAAUAAUAAUUCCCGUUUGACGUCUCCUGAGAGCAAGCAAGACGAAAAGGGGUCCCAUUCUGUGUUGCUCCGAGAGAUAACUUAUCCUUCGAUGGAAAAUAAGUCUUCGUGGUCCCAAAACAUGUUGAAUAUAUUGCGUACUCGAUUGAACAAGUUCUAUGAUACAGAGGGCUCAUCCCACACAGAAAGCAAGCCAUUUUUGGUAGAGGGAACCCGGGUCGGGACGGUUCUACCACGUGUCAUGCCACACCUUCAAUCCCACCCAGACGUUUUCACAAUCGUCAUGAAUGACGACGGCUCUGUUGAACACGUGACCUUGGCCCCAAGCCUCAAAACAUUCGAGGAGAGGACGAAAGGCGUCAACGACGUAAUGGAAGAGUUCCGCAAAAAUGACGUGUUUGUCACUUUAAGGGGUUGGCGGGAAGAGGAAUUUGCUGUAUCAAGAGCUUUCAACGAAAGAAAAUUUUUCAAAAUCGAACGGUCGGCCGCCUGUUUAUUGGGAGUUACACAAUACGGAGUUCACAUCAAUGGUUACUUCAGGAAGGCUAACUCUGAUCUGUACAUGUGGAUAGCGAGGCGGAGCGCCAACAAACCGACCGGGCCUGGCAAGCUGGACCAGAUGGCUGCAGGUGGCAUUACAUAUAGCUCAACAAUCACAGAAACCUUGAUCAAAGAAUGUAAAGAAGAGGCAUCAGUCCCAGAACACAUUGCGCGCCACGCGGUGCCCGUUGGCUCAGUUAGUUUUACGUUCGAGACCGAGAAAGGUCUUUUUCCCGGGGUGCAAUUUAUUUACGAUCUUUGUCUGCCGGAGGACUUUACACCAAGUGUGAAUGAUGGGGAAGUGAGCGAUUUCUACUGCUGGCCCAUUGACAAGGUCAAAGAAAAGAUAAUCACGAAUGAAUUCAAACCGAACUGCGCGCUGGUCGUGCUAGAUUUCCUGAUUCGACAUGGUGAGAUAAAUCCACAAACAGAGCCGCACUACCUGGAUCUCAUCUGGUGGUCCCACCGACCUCAUUAGCAGCAAGUGCAUGUUCGAGGAUCCAGCGUUCUCUUGUUUGGCCGUGA